AUGGAAGCUUUCGACGACGAUUUCAUCGAAGCAGAGGCACUUUUGAGGACUGACCACGAUGUAUUUAUGGAGGACGUCUCUGUUGAGGACCUCCUUGAUCCGCCGUCGUUUCUUAGCUGCCACGACGGGAGCAAUAUCGGAAGCGACGGUGAGGACUGGGGAAAUGACGAGGAGACAGAUCUCAGCCAAGAUUCGCCUCCUCAGGGCAUCGAGGCUGUUGAAGAACUGGUCUUAUCCUUCCUGGGCCAGCUCCAAGCCUCAGUCUUCCAUCCUCCAGAAAGUCGGCAAGGCAGCGGUAGUACCGAAGGGGAAGGUUCAGCGUCCCAGCGCAAGCUAGACAAACCUUCUAGGCGAACACCAAGGAUCCAACUGGAGCUUGCUGACCGCCGAAAAAUAAUGGCAGACGGGUACUCGCCAGGUACACGGUCAAUUUACUACCCAAAGAAUUCACAAAGUCCAAGUGCUAAACCGUUUGCUCAGUUACUCAGGGUUAUGGACUGUAUACACGAGGCACUGAUUGAUGAUGCUCCAACAACGAAGCGAGACUUGUACUACAAAGACGUGUCUCUGUUUAAGUCUCAGGGUGUAGUGGAUAAGAUCAUCGAUGACCUAGCGGCAACGUUCCAUCUCGAACGGUCUGACCUUAACAUGCGUGCUACAUCAAAAGGUCUCGUGUCUGGUUCGAGCCUACGUAUGCACCUGCAUUCUGGCAAAACCAUUGAGGUUACCGACACAGAAGGAAGUUCGGUGCCGGUUGGCGAAGACAUACUGACUUUCACGGUGGUACAUCCUAUCUCAUGGGUUCUCGUUGUGGAGAAAGACGCCGUAUUCCAGACUCUCUGCCGACUCCGAGUGACAGACCACCCUGAUUUUCCAGGGCGAGGCUUGCUUAUCACCGGGAAGGGCUAUCCUGAUAUUGCGACGAGGCAACUUGUCAAGACGCUUUCAGAUAAUUUGCCAGAUACUGUUCCGAUUCUGGCUCUGGUCGACGGUGAUCCGUACGGUUUGGAUAUUCUUUCCACCUAUAAAUACGGUAGCAACAGUCUCAAACAUGAAAACUACAAAUUAGCCGCAGAGAGAGUCCAGUGGGUGGGACUUCGGGUUGGGGAACUCGCCGAUUUUCAGAUUGAGAUGAAUUCACUCAUUCCCAUCACACGACAUGAUGAAAAGAAAGCUCUGAGCAUGCUUUCACGACAAUUAACCUUACCACAAGCAUGGAGGAAAGAGCUAAUGCGUAUGUUACACACGCGUCGGAAAGCGGAGAUCGAGAUAUUGUCCACCGGACGAACCCAGCAAUCUGUUCUUUUGUCAUCAGGAUCGCAGUCUAGCAAAUCAUCUCGCCCGCAUCUGGAUUCGCCAUCUCAGCAAAGCCACGUCGAUCUCCUGGUGUCCGAUUGCAUCAUCCAGACAUCUUUCAUUCCAGGCGCCUCUUCAACCGCCCAGCCUCCUUUGUUGCAUUACCUCAUCGCCAAGCUUUGUGCAGCUAUCAUGACCGUUGAGGUCCGAGGACGCUAA
Messenger RNA from Pleurotus ostreatus (oyster mushroom), 1515 nucleotides. RefSeq names its product endodeoxyribonuclease (gene SPO11). Lineage: Eukaryota; Fungi; Basidiomycota; Agaricomycetes; Agaricales; Pleurotaceae. The record is from RefSeq and is a predicted model, not a curated record. Gene Ontology annotation, molecular function: ATP binding; DNA topoisomerase type II (double strand cut, ATP-hydrolyzing) activity; DNA binding. Bases 1 to 1515 code for a protein of 504 amino acids. Gene Ontology annotation, biological process: meiotic DNA double-strand break processing; meiotic DNA double-strand break formation; reciprocal meiotic recombination. The transcript has 14 exons. Gene Ontology annotation, cellular component: nuclear chromosome.